UGUCAAAACGGAGCCAUAUGAGGUGAACGUGCGUUACUCGCGCAUGCACUGUGGUGGUCAGGCAGCCAGCGCGUGCGUUCAUUUCCUCACCGGUCCUGUCACCGCAACGUGGACAACAUUUAGCAGCCUGGACGUCUUUGUUAGCCUGGUGAGGCUACUGGAGAAGAAGGCUUACUUAAUGUUUGAUCUCAUGUCGACACUGUUCCUCAUCGAUCCGUUGUAAGAAAGUGUUUAAACAUGGAGCAGUGGCAGGACGCGGCCUCUCAGCAGAUCAAGCCUCUUACAAAUCGUCUGAAUGAGCUGAUGUCUAAAGGCCUGGGGCUGCUGCGCUCCGAGCUCGGGAUGGAUCUGGGACUGAAGCCUGAGCUGAUUCCAUCAUGGGUGAUCCUCUUAUCGGUGUGCACAGGGCUGCUGCUCAUGGUGGCUCUCUGGGCCUCCGCCUGCCAGGCUCUCUUCAAGACACGACCAGCUGUGAGGCCAGCUGACGAUGACUUCCGAUUCAAGAGAGGGGUCGUCAACAUCAAACUUGAGGAGCCGAAGAGGAAAAAGAAGGAUGCAGGAAAGAAAGCCCUGCCUAAUGGGAGAGAUGUUACUGAACCACAGGAAGAGCCCAUUGAUGAGAUAGAGCCAUGUCAGCUGUCAACCCCCCAGAAGUCAAAGAAGUCAAAGAAGAAGAUCAAACAGGCUUAUAAGGAGACCAAAGCUGUGAAAGCAGAUGGCAAAGAACCAGAGGAAGGUUCAUGGGAAACGAAGGUGAGCAGCAAGGAGAAGCGUGAGCAACGAAAGAAAGACAAGAGUUCAAAUGAUGGCCCAGACAGUCCGGGUGGAGGAAACGCACCAGCGAGCGCCCCUCCAGAGCAGCCCAAGGCCUCCGCGCUUCUCAGCCAGAAAAAGAAAAAAGUGGUGACUCCCUGUAUCACUGAUGUGGCUGAUGAGGUUCCUGCUCACGUUGCUGCUCAGAAGACUGACCCCUGGACAUCCAGUAAAGAAACGCCAUCACCCUGGAGGGCUGAGAUUGAUGAGUCAUGGACUGUGAUUGAGAGGGGGAUUACUACAGCAGAGGGAAAUCUUUCUUUACCUGGAAGUAGUGCUGGUACUGCUGAGCCACAACCUGUGAUGGAGUCACUCUGGCUCAGUGAGCCCAAAGUGGGAGACGAGUGGUCUGGACUUCACGGUGGUUCACUCGACCCCACUUCUGACUGGAACGCCCCUGCUGUGGCCUGGGGCAACUUUGAGGGGGGCAACUGUGAGGAGCCCACUCCUGAGCCUCCUCAGACUCAGGAGAAGCCCCAACCUGAUCCUGCUCCGGUUCAUUUGCUUGUAGGAGUAGCUCCUGAUGAGGAAGAUGAGAAAGUGGAGGUAGAGACUGCUGCUGAUGGAGCCGAUAAAGUGAAAAAGAAGAAAAAGAAGAAGAAGAAAGCUGCAGAUGAUGAAGAGGGCGAGGAGCGGGAGAAGGAGAUCGCACUUACAGCCACGGUGAAGAAGAUACCACCUCUUCAAGAGAAUACUGCUGCUGUCCAGCCUGUAAGAGCAGCUGAUGCUGAGUUUAGACUGGAGCAGCUUGUGAAGGACAACAUAUCUAAGACCCAAGUGCCACAAAUGUCGUCUAAUGAUGAGCCCAUUGCCAAGAGGAACAGCCCUGCUGCUCCGCAACAACAAAAAAAACCUGAGGAGAUCCAAACUGCAAAGCCUUCAAAGAAGAAGAAGGCGAGAAGAGAGACAUGAGAACAUGUUCUGAAGACUUAAAGAUACUGUUUAUGCAACACAUUCUGUGAUAAGAACUUUGAACAAAACUCUUCAUGAUGGAUUUACAUCUUAAAAACUGUCUUGAAAAAAUAUUUAAACAUCAAGUGUCUGCCAAUGGAUUAUUAAAAAAAUGAACCUAGAUGCAGAGCAGUUGUAGGUGAUGCAGUGAUUUCUUUUAAGAAAACUCUUUUUUUUGGACGUUUUUGCCUUUUGUUGGUUAGGAGCAGCUGAGAGAGACUGAUGGGAGGAGAGAGUGUUGGAUGUCAUGCAGCAAAGGGCCGAGGUCGAAUUUGAAACCAUGGCCGCUGCAAUGAGGGACUUAAGUGUCCAUACAUGGGGCAUGUAACUUAACCUCUAGGCUAACAGCGCCCUGAUGAUUUCUAUGCUUUUGAUACUCCACAUUGAAAGGGCUGGUGUGCAACAGGGCGUGUAGAAAAAACUUAUCAAGUGUAAAGAUUGAUUAUUGUUUUUAUUGUAUAAAUCAGUCAACAUCUUUCAACUCAUACAACACCUUGUCACAAUUAUGAGCUGGAUCUUGCUUCUGCAAUUUCAUAUUUUGGCUCUUUUGUGAGCCUGUGGUACAUCAAGUACUUCUGGGUGAAAACUACUGAAAGACCCAAUCUCUUCACUGAACAGUUUUUUGUCUCUUUAAGGUGUUAAAAUUGGUGCAUCAUUAGUUACAGUAAAGAGAAUCUGUGUGCUUAUGCAUUCUCAUCUAUAACUGCUUCCUUUCAAUUGACUCAGUCUUUCUGGCUUGUUGUUGGACUAGUGUUAUAAUGAAGUGUUUCAUGUCAAAUGUUACUGCUGCUGUUUCUUUGUAUCUCUGGUCAGAACUGUGUGGGAGCAUCUUAACCGUAUGUACCAAUAUCAAAAACAUUUUCUCAUUUAACUGUUGUCUUCACAAAGUUUUGUAUAACCGUUUGUAAGAAAAGAAAAGCUAAAGACUAAAUAAAGGCCAGUUUUUCUAUUUUA
Labrus bergylta (ballan wrasse) is the source of this 2718-nucleotide messenger RNA. NCBI's taxonomy places the organism in Eukaryota, Metazoa, Chordata, Actinopteri, Labriformes, Labridae. The record is from RefSeq and is a predicted model, not a curated record.